CGAGGCUGGGAAGAAUAAGGGAGGAUAUAAAGAUCCACCGCCAUGAGUCGGACAACCUUCUUUGAGGUGAAGGUCCUGGAUGCUAAAACCAAAGAGCAGCUUUGUUUUUUAGAUAAGGUGGAGCCCUGCUCAACAAUAGCAGACAUCAAGAGCCUUUUUCAUAAAUCAUAUCCUCACUGGUAUCCAGCAAGACAAGCCCUGAAACUUUAUCCCAAGGAAAAAUCACUUAGAGAUGAUGAGAUCUUACAGAAUCUACCCGUUGGGACCAGUGCAACCAUGUACUUCAGAGAUCUUGGUCCACAGUUGGGAUGGACUAUGGUGUUUCUGGCGGAGUGCAUUGGACCCCUUCUCACCUACCUCCUCUUCUAUUUUCGAGUCCCGUACAUUUACUCACACAUAUAUGCCUUUACCUCUAGUCCCCAUCCUGUUGUCAAACUAGCCUGUGCCUGUCAUACCUUCCACUAUAUGAAGAGGUUGAUAGAGACUAUCUUUGUGCAUCGUUUCUCCCAUGGGACCAUGCCUCUCAGGACGAUAGUCAGGAAUUGUGCCUAUUACUGGGGCUUCUCAGCUUGGUUGGCCUACUAUAUCAAUCACCCUCUUUAUACACCUCCAUCAUAUGGAGAACUACAAGUUAACUAUGCAUUAGUCAUAUUUGUGAUGUGUGAACUAGGAAACUUCUCCAUCCACUUGACUCUUAAUAACCUCAGAGGAGAUGGAUCAAGGAGCAGAAAGUUUCCUAUGCCAAAUAAGAAUCCCUUCACAUGGCUAUUUCUCUUUGUAUCCUGUCCGAAUUACACGUAUGAGGUUGGAGCUUGGGUGAGCUUUUCCAUCAUGACCCAGUGUCUGCCAGUGGCUUUGUACACAUUAUUGGGGUUUAUUCAGAUGACCAUCUGGGCCAAAGGGAAGCACAGAGCCUACAGCAGGGAGUUUAAGGACUAUCCCAGCCUGCGGAUGGCCAUUAUCCCCCUGAUUCUCUGAGAGGUCAACUAUUGUAGCAUAUUGUAUUUGGUUCACUAUGCAAGUGUUUUUGACUAAACAAAUGUUUGCUGCUGCUGAGUCCAGAACUAUGCAAGUUUCUUAGAUCAAUAAAUGAACUGACAGUAGUGUGAAUGAAAGCAAUAACAUUAUGGCAAUACACUGGAGCCUUUAAAAAAAAAAGACUUGAAUAACAAUUGAAUUGUCUGUUAAGUUUCAAUAACGGGUUUUAGUUUCAUGCUAGACAUUUGAUUUAACAUUGUGAUGUUAAUAGUUAGUAAUGACAUGAGAUAAAUUUUCAUUGCGGUCAUAUUGUGUAUGCUUUGUUAACUUUGGUUAUACAAAAGAGUCAGAUUUUUGGUAUUUGUCUCUUUCAGGACAAAGGGGGAAAAAAAGGUUAAAAAAUGGCACUUCAGAAUUGUAGCAACCCCUGUUCAACCCAGGGAGUAGUCCUCACUGCAACCUUUUCAAGAAAUUAAUGAAUGCUUUCAUCACUUAUAAAAUUUUCAGGUGAACAAGUCAAGUAAAAGAAAUAAAACAUACUCUAGCUCAUAAUAAAGUGCCUGUGGAAGCAAACUAACACUAACACUAAAAAUGAAAAUGUCAUGGCAUCCAUUUGAGAGUGCAUCAUCACUUUUAAUCUCUCAGCAGGAAUGCUGAUAAAGCAGACAUUUAAUUGUGCUCAUAUUAAGCCUCUCCACUAUACAGUAAAUCUCAGAUUGUCUUCAGAGAAAUAGAAACUGUACUGUACUACUUGCAUUAAUGUGUAGAGGGUUUAUACGGUAGAUAACUGCAGUGGUCCUCUCGUCUUUGCUGUAUAAUCUCAGGUUUUAAUAAACUGUUUUCUAUAAAUGUUAAUGAAUGUGAAUAAUCUUAAGCAAUAAAAUAACAAAAUAUCCACAUGUUAAGGAAAAUGUAACUUUAUUUGACAUGAUGGUCCUUUCAGAAACAUCAUUUUUGUGACAUUGACAGUUUACCAAAGUCGCACAUAUGUAUAUCAUAAAGCGCAAAGAUUCAAAGUAUUUUAAAUUAAAACAUACCAUCAUCACUGAAGACAUUGGUGGCAUGAGAUUAUUACAUAUUAUCGAUAGCAGCAAGAGGAUUUUGUAAAAAUUAUGAUGUGUAUUGCACUAACAAAUUUUUUAGCAGAUUGAACAUAAAAAUAAAAAAAAUGUGCUGCAUCAAUUAACGCUGCAUCAAUAAAGUGCUAAAACUAUGCUUCUCUGAGUGCUUAUUUCACAUAAUCUAAAGAAGGCAAAAUAAAUCAAAGCAAAUCUUGCUUGGCAUCUGAA
This is a messenger RNA of Larimichthys crocea (large yellow croaker), 2267 nucleotides long. RefSeq names its product trans-2,3-enoyl-CoA reductase-like 2a (gene tecrl2a). Gene Ontology annotation, biological process: very long-chain fatty acid biosynthetic process. The record is from RefSeq and is a predicted model, not a curated record. Bases 43 to 978 code for a protein of 311 amino acids. Gene Ontology annotation, molecular function: oxidoreductase activity, acting on the CH-CH group of donors. The transcript is spliced from 14 exons. Lineage: Eukaryota; Metazoa; Chordata; Actinopteri; Sciaenidae.